AUGGCAGAGCGCACACAGUUUCGCAUCAUCGCCAAACUUCUUUGGGCCUAUGAUACUACGCUGCUUAUCGAUCCUGUGACGGGCGCCUUAGUAGCUCCCAAUCUAGAGGCCUAUAACGAGGGCUUGAUUGCAGUGCUCAAGCCGUUUAAGGUCGACUUUAGGUUGCGUAGCCCAGAACAUAAGGCGGUUAGUUUUCGCGACAUGGAGGCUAGCAUGGAGACUUUACGGAAGUACGAGUAG
This is a messenger RNA of Grosmannia clavigera kw1407, 240 nucleotides long. RefSeq lists its product as uncharacterized. The coding region runs from base 1 to 240 and encodes 79 amino acids. Lineage: Eukaryota; Fungi; Ascomycota; Sordariomycetes; Ophiostomatales; Ophiostomataceae. The record is from RefSeq and is a predicted model, not a curated record. The transcript has a single exon.